GUUGUACACUCAAUAUAUACAUUUUGUACAUGAAGGAAUGACUAAUAAUGUAGUAUAAACAGAUUUUUUGUAUCGUGUAUAACUUUUUGGUUAAUUAACUUCCAAAGUUAGACAUGAUUUUGAGGCUUCCAGGGUGGACUAACCUUUUAAUGUACUCUGGUGUACAAUGGAUGUCGUACUUACUAUCAAACAAUCUGUAUCCAGUAAGCAACCUGCUAGUAGUCUGAUAAUAGAUUGACCAGGGUCUGUCAACAGAUUCAGUGUUAUUUGUGUCCGCAAUCUGCUGUUGUUAUGUCAAUAGAGUCUGAUGACCAAAUCUGACAGCAGAUCGGUGGCAGAAAGCAAGCAAAAACUACAAUUUUUCUACUUAAGGGGAUGUCGGAGUGCCUGUUUUAGAUUUUACGUCGUCUAGACUGAACUGGUCGAAAAGCGCUUUUGCAUGCUUAAAGUAUUCACUGAAACAUACCCCGCAGAUCUAAUUUUUUCAUCGAAAAUAAAAAAAUUUUUAAGUUAGUUGUUUUCUAGCACAAUUCGUAGGUUAUAAAAAAUUUCUACGAUGCAUAUAAAAAAAAAAAGGAAAUAUCUGCAGGCUACAAAAUAUUCUAAGGAAUAACAUCCAAUCUUCAAAAAUAUGCUUAGAAGUUUUAGAAAACCACAGUUUCUUAUGGAAAAUUACUAUUACUUUUUGCUAAAAUGUAGAUAAAAGAGAGCAGUUUAGACGUCCAUAAUAGUUCACGGAUACCGCGCUAGUGGUGCCAGUGCUACAAUAAGCCACUGUGAGCACUGUAAAUAGGCAAAGCUGGGAAAUCUUUUCUGGGCGCACUGACGUUUUGCUCCUUCCACUUCUCACACAGAGAGACUACGCACGCUCGGCCGGACAGAAGCGUCUCUAUGUGAGAAGUGGAUGGAGUAAAACGCCAGUGCACCCGGGAAAGAUUUCCUAGCUCUGACUACAUAACCUCUUAGCAGACGACAACAGUAAACGACAACAUACGACAAAUAAUCGGACAAGACAGCAAAACAGUUGAGACAUGAAAAAAAAUAAUGCUCAUGCGGAGGCAAGCAGCGAAACCAAAAUGAAUAACGAGGAUGUUGUUUACGCAGCAAAAAUUGCACUGGAUAAAUAUGGAGCUGGCUUGAGUUCUGUAAGAUUCAUAUGUGGGACGCAGGAAAUACAUGUUGAAUUAGAGAAGAAAAUCUCUGUAUUUCAUGGUAGGGAAGAUGCUAUACUUUACGCAUCUUGCUUCGAUGCAAAUGCUGGUAUUUUUGAAGCUCUGUUAACUUCUGAUGAUGCAAUAUUAAGUGAUGAGUUAAAUCAUGCAUCUAUCAUCGACGGUAUUCGAUUGUGUAAAGCGAAGAAGUACAGAUAUAAGCACAGAAAUAUGGCGGAUUUAGAAAAUAAACUUCAGGAAAGCAGAUCGGCACGUUUACGCCUCAUUGCAAGUGAUGGAGUAUUUUCCAUGGAUGGUACUGUUGCACCAUUGCCCAAUAUAAUCGAACUUGCCGAAAAAUAUAAUGCUAUCACGUUCAUAGACGAUUGUCACGCUACUGGUUUUUUUGGUAAAACUGGCAGAGGUACAGAGGAGUAUUUUGAUCGUCUAGGUAGUGUUGACAUUAUUAAUUCUACAUUAGGAAAAGCUCUUGGUGGAGCAGCAGGUGGUUAUACUACUAGUAAGAAAGAAAUUGUCAGUUUACUAAGACAAAGAAGUAGACCAUAUUUAUUCUCAAAUUCAUUGCCUCCACCUGUAGUUGCUUCAGCGAGCAAGGUUAUGGAUCUUAUAAUGGACAAUGCAACAUAUUUGAAUCGUUUAGCAAACAAUACUGAGUACUUCAGAAAUACUAUGAUCAAAGCUGGUUUUACUAUCAGCGGUGAUAAUCAUCCUAUUUGUCCUGUUAUAUUGGGUGAUGCGAAAUUAGCAACAAAAUUUGCAGACAAAAUGAUUGAAAAAGGAAUUUACGUCGUUGGAUUCAGCUAUCCUGUAGUGCCAAAGGAUAAAGCACGAAUACGUGUCCAAAUUAGCGCAAUGCAUUCAACAGAAGAUAUAGAUUAUGCCGUGAAUGCUUUUAUACAAAUCGGAAAAGAACUGGCAGUAAUUCAAUAAUUAUUUUCUUCAUAUUAUAAAGAUAUUAACAUAAGAAAAAAUACAUAUUGUUAAUUGGUCAUUGAUUUUUAAGAAUUUUUAAACAAAUUUAUACCAAAAAUAAAUUUAUCAAUAUAUACUCGAAAAUUCCGUUCAAUAAACUUUGGAAUUUAAAA
Molecule: messenger RNA, 2257 nt
Organism: Odontomachus brunneus
Lineage: Eukaryota; Metazoa; Arthropoda; Insecta; Hymenoptera; Formicidae
Gene: Gcat
Product: 2-amino-3-ketobutyrate coenzyme A ligase, mitochondrial
Exons: 6
Coding region: 1032-2102 (356 amino acids)
Biological process (GO): biosynthetic process; L-threonine catabolic process
Molecular function (GO): glycine C-acetyltransferase activity; pyridoxal phosphate binding
Source: RefSeq, a predicted model, not a curated record